AACGAGCCAUCUUUGUUCCCCUAAUCCGAGCAUCUAUUUUUUAUGUGUACAUAGUGACAGGAGCGAGUAGCGGUAGAGCGCCCUUAUUAUAAAAGGAAUAAUAGCGAGGCGCGGCACAUCGGCGGAAGGAAAUAAAUACAAACCUUAAAAAUAUACAAGGAAUACCUCUUUGCUGGAAUAACCUGGAGAGUGCAUUAUUUAUCCCGGAGACGGGGAGAAACGCCUGAAGCAGCGCGUUCAUCCGCACACUUCUUGUAGACGCACAUAAAACCAGGUUUAAAAUGUCUGCCCCAGCCCCUGCCGGAGCCCCUGCUGCAGAAGGAGGUAACCAGCCUCCCCCUAACCUCACCAGCAACCGUCGCUUACAGCAGACACAGGCUCAGGUGGAUGAGGUGGUGGACAUUAUGCGUGUGAACGUGGACAAGGUUCUGGAGAGGGACCAGAAGCUGUCAGAACUGGAUGAUCGGGCUGAUGCCCUGCAGGCUGGAGCCUCACAGUUCGAGACCAGUGCCGCCAAGCUCAAGAAUAAAUACUGGUGGAAGAACGCCAAGAUGAUGAUUAUCCUGGGGGUGAUAUGUGUGAUUGUCCUCAUCAUAAUCAUUGUGUACUUCAGCACCUAAAGCGCAAUGUUCCUACCCCACUCUGAGCUCACGAACGCCCAAUUCCAAGCCACAGAGAAAUCCCUCCCAAAAAAAGAUGAGAAAAACGACUCCUCACAACAAUCAAAUUAUUUGCCCUCAAAGAGUCUAAAUCCGCCCCUUCCUGAGCCCUCUUGCCCCCUGCCUCCACUGCCUCACAGCUGGGCCCCUGUCACUCCUCGUUCGUCCUGUCCGUGAGUGUGUGGCCAUGUGUCCUCUGUAAAUACCUCCGGCUUUUCUGAAAUACUGUUCAUACUCGAAACUCCUGAUUACUUGUGGCAAUGACAACCGAUAAAAAAAGAAAUUACAACCCUUAAAAUACGAUAAGAUUAUACAGUAUAUAUUCCAAAUGUUCUUUGUAGAGUUUUAUUCUGAUAUAAUGGUUUUUUGUAGUUUGUGUGUGAGUGUGCAUUUGUAUAUUUUUUUAAGUUUUGUAAGACUUAUUUUGCUUCAGGUUUAAACUACUGCCUCUUAAACUGGAUGUUUGUAUCUUGCACGCUCUAUUACACUCUUUCUUGCUCACUGAGUAUUGGUGUAUUUUUGCACAAGCGAUAGACUCCCUUAACCGAGGCACUAAAUCAAUAUCCCCAAAUUUUCCCUUUGUCACAUCCACUCUAUCUCAGACCUACACGUUGCCCUCAACCCCCUUUCUUUCUUCCUUUCUUUCUUUCUUUCGAUCUUUCUUUCUUACCAACUGUACCUACUCUAUUAGUGAACUGCCACAACAAACUGGACCAAUGACUGUAGAUGUUUAUCUUAAUUUGAUGUCUUUAGUGUCUUAUCUCUUAAACAUUCCUUAAUAGCAGUGUAGAAUUAUGCUGUCUAUCAAACAGAGUAAGUGUAUUUAUCUUAAAGAAUUCCAAAACAGGUCUUAAACAACCACAAGUACUUGUAACGCAGUCAAACUAUGUUUUGACAUGGAUGGCGAAGUAAUUAAUCGCACAAAAAAAAAAAAUCACAUAGUUCAAUUGCGCUGUAAGUGAUACGAAACAAAACGAAAAACUGCCUGAUUCAUUCUGCUGGUAAAGAUUUUCAAGGCCAGAGAGUCUCCAUACAAAGUGUGGGGGUGGGACUGAUUGAAAAGGGGAAAUAGUAUCAUGCACAAAAAGCUUGUUUUCGAUGUCGCUUUUUAACUGAUUAGACUGCAGGUCCGACUGGGAGAGAACCAUACGCUGUUACUUCCUCGCAGCAGAACUACUGCCAAACCGAUGCACGAGUUCAUCUGUCUGAAAGCACACAGGUUGAUUUUACCACUUCAGCGUGAGCUAGUUUCAACAGCUGUGGUUCUCUCUCUUAUAUCUAGAUACUGCCUUUUUAUUUAGCCUUUUAAUUUUAGAAAUAGAUUUGUAAAUUAUAUUUUUGCGUGUGAAGCAGGCAGGAAAGGGACCAAGUUGUUUCAGGACUUGACGCUGCUGCCGUGUGCACAGCGAGCACCUUUGUGUCCCUCGCUAUUAUCCACCUCUCUGUGUGCCUGUUUGUUGAGUUCAGCUGUAGUUUACACACUGCCAAGCACCUGAGGGGGACGUUUUUUUUCUUUUUGUGUUUUUUUUUUUUCACCGUGCCCUUCCCGGUUUGCUCUCGCUCCAUCAGCAUCACCCUUCAGUCUCAUCUGCCCAAUCUGUCGACAAAAGGCAAGCCAGGCGUGAAGUGUGUGUCUGCACGUGAACACCUCCCCCCCCACCAUCUUGUUUCCCAGUUAGCGCCAUUAGCGUUCCUCCUUUCACACUUUGAUUCUGCCUCUAGCUGCCCGUCGAGUUUGUGUGUGUGGAGUAUUUCGGCUUCAUCCUGACAGAUUAGGCUGCUUAGACCUCUGCAGGUAAAGAAAGGCUGUUCCCAUAGCAACUUAGGGGGGACGGCAUAGAUUAGCUGAUUGAUUGUGACAGGAGGCGGAGCCACUGGUUUGAGGGGGUGGGGCUAGAGAAAUUAUUCCACUGGUGUGUUUUUACAUUUCGUGGUAAUCAUCUGCAUGGAAAAGCCUGAUGAUUAGAGUAGAAUUAUAUAUAAUAUUUAACGUUUCUGAUCAAACAAACUGCUUGUUUCAUUUUCAUUUCAUUCAUUUUUCUUCUUUAAAAGGAGAUAGCCUUAGUUCAUUUCAAUUUUUUCAUUUCUGCAUGCUCAUUCACUCCUUUGUCCCACUCACGUUGAGAUAUUUUAAUGAAAAAUGACCAAAGACCAUAUUAUAUCUCGCUUAUACUGCCAACUGCCAUCAAAAACAGGUUAAGAGACAGGAUUUCCCCAGAUCUCUGGUUUUUAAAAGCCUCAUCCAGCAAAAGUAAUCAAGAAAUCCCCUAUCUCUCUGCAUAUUUUUCAGGUCUGUGUUUAUUUUACUUGAAUAUUUAGUAUUGAUAAACACGUGGCAGUGAUUGCUAAAAGGAUAAGGAAUUUGAAACCACAAUCCGAUGGAGAAAUCCCUAGGCCUGAUAUCUGAAACAGUGAUAGCACAACUUCUCCUUUAGGUCUGUAUAUGUAAUGCUGAGUAUGAAAAAUGAAACUAUUUCUUUGUAGCUGUUUAAGAAGAAAAAAGACAAAAAAAAAAAAAAAAAAUCUGUAUCGUUUCGUGUUGUAGUGUGGGCUUCAUCUGGGGGAAGGGGGUUCUUUUUUUAGAUUUUACAUUUAAGGCAUAAACAAUCUGGAAUUAGAAUAAGAUGUUGAUAAUAUUAAAAUAGAGAAUCUCUAUAUUAUAUUAGGGCAAAUAUAAUGAUUUUUCUCCCGGGGGUUGUAAACAUUUUAAAGGGAUCUGUAACUAAUAAACAACAAGCAUUGGGGUAGGACUCAAACAUGACAAAUUAAUCAAAGCGUUUGAAAACACAAAUUUAAAGGAUUCUAAUAGGAGACUACUACAAAUAAUGUAUGUGCUAUUCUGUUUUUCUUUGUGUGAGUGUAUGAAGACAUUUUCUUUUGUCUUGGCACCUACUCUAUGUUUUGUUCAAAACCGUGUGGGUUGAGAGAGAUGGUGGGAGUAGUUUUGUCACACCAGCCUGUUAAAGAUGCUGUGUCUUCUUUUUAUUGGGAGGGAACCAAUGAAGACGCAGAACUUUACUGGACAGUGAUUUCUCCAUUACUCACAUCAUGCAGUUGUUAGUCUUCAGUUACUUACUUUAUUUUAAGCAGAAAUUAGUUAAGGCUUCACAGUGGUGCUCUUUGGCACAGCUUCAUUGUGCUUAGUCAGGAGAGGGUGAUUUUUUUUCUAUUAUUUAAGUUUAAAUACAAGAACAGUGACCUAAGAUAUCAGAGUAAUACUGGAAAUUGAACCCUGCCUUAUUAUAGGUUAGCGUGUCAAGAGUUUUUCAGAAAGCUUGUACAGACUGAAAUAUCAACUUUAAUCGGUUGCUAUUAGUUGAUGUUUUAAAUGAAAAGUUAUGGAGUUUUACAAGAGUUUAAAUCAUUUUUGAAGGUUUUUGGGACUGAAUAAAAACUGCAUAAAGCAGAAUUCAAAGGGGUCGAUUCCAUAGAGCUUCGUGGAGGUCUAGAAACGCAUUGAACCAAGAGCCAAGUUGCUGUAUUGAUAACAAUUUGUGUUUCAUUUGUUUAUUUAUUUGAUUUAUGGAGGUUUGUUUGGGGAGGAAAGGUUUAAGAUUAGUAUUAACCCUUUUUGUCUGGCCUCUUUGGAGGGACUAGGCCGGAGGAUCAUGGGUAAUGCGAUCUUCACAAUCUUAUUUUAUGUUGUUAUAUAUAUAUUUUUUUUAAUUUAUUUGUGUCAUAAGUUAUAGUGGACUGCAUAUUAAACAGAACGAAGUACAUUGUAACAGGAAACCAUUUGGUAACCAGACAUACAUGAAUUCAAUUGUAGAGUAAAUCUGUUAAUGUCUAUUAUAUGGAUGAACAUCUUGGGAAAAUAUAUAUAUAAAUAUACAUAUAUAUAUUGCAAAAAAUGACAGUUAUGAUGACCUGUGUUUAUUGUUCCAAGUUAGAAAUUAAAAUGUGUGUGUGUUUGAAAACAAUGACAACAUAAAAAAAUAAAUAUAUAAUAAAAGUG
This is a messenger RNA of Ctenopharyngodon idella (grass carp), 4614 nucleotides long. RefSeq names its product vesicle-associated membrane protein 2 (gene vamp2). NCBI's taxonomy places the organism in Eukaryota, Metazoa, Chordata, Actinopteri, Cypriniformes, Xenocyprididae. The coding region runs from base 282 to 620 and encodes 112 amino acids. Gene Ontology annotation, molecular function: syntaxin-1 binding; SNAP receptor activity. The transcript has 5 exons. Gene Ontology annotation, cellular component: SNARE complex; plasma membrane. The record is from RefSeq and is a predicted model, not a curated record. Gene Ontology annotation, biological process: vesicle-mediated transport; vesicle fusion; SNARE complex assembly.